Molecule: messenger RNA, 5696 nt
Organism: Megalops cyprinoides (Indo-Pacific tarpon)
Lineage: Eukaryota; Metazoa; Chordata; Actinopteri; Elopiformes; Megalopidae
Gene: nsd3
Product: nuclear receptor binding SET domain protein 3
Exons: 23
Coding region: 374-4978 (1534 amino acids)
Biological process (GO): regulation of DNA-templated transcription
Cellular component (GO): nucleus; chromatin
Molecular function (GO): protein binding; histone H3K36 methyltransferase activity
Source: RefSeq, a predicted model, not a curated record
GACAGGCCUGAAGCAGGGAGCUUUUGUUACAGCUAGAGGGAGAGAGGGAGACAGUAAUAUUAAAAUACAUAGGGAGCCAGAUUUAUCCAAAUUUCCCUCCAACAUCCCGCAAAAUUCAAGGCCCUCUCUCAAAUCUACAGCUACCAAACGAACCAUGGGAAUCGAGAAGUGACCGCAAAUCCCCCCAGUUUUCUCUAAAUACAUUGAGUUAGCAAGCGAAGGGGCCUGUACUUACAUUUUCUCCUAGCUUUUGUUGUAUCUGUUUUUUAUACAUUGCACCAGGAAGCUCUAAUAUUGGGUGUAUGUGUUUAGAAUGGAACACGCUGAAGGCCCUGUAAGAGAAAGGGAAAGUUAAGGAUGCUGGAGCAGAACAAUGGAUUUCUCCUUCUCUUUCAUGCAAGGGAUCAUGGGAAACACAAUUCAACAACCACCUCAGCUUAUUGACUCGGCCAACAUUCGGCAGGAGGACGUGUACGAUGCUGGCAGUGACACGGGGGAUGAUGGGGGCCCCUCUGCCUACGAAUCGGCCCUGGAGUCAGGCUUCUCCUACCCCCCUUCGGCCUCUGAAGACCUACCGGGUGUCACUAAUGGAUACCCCCCUGGAGUGGGCCUGUAUGAGCCCCAGGCCAAAUACGCCAUGUACUCGCAGUUCCCCAAUGGCUCGGCCAAUGGCUACAGUGCCAUUCGUGGCUAUGGAGAGCACUGCCUGCUGCCGGGGGAGGGGACGGUAUUGAGGGCACCCGUCGUCCAGGAGAAACCUCCUUCCCCUCCUUCGCCCACUCCCCACCACCUUCUCCAUCACCACCACCACCACCACCACCAUCACAAUCACCCGCACCAUCCUCACAGCCCCCCACCUCUGCACUCCCAGCACCCCCAGCACCACCCUCCCCCGCCCCACCUCAUGGCACAUAUGCUGCCCCCUCCUCCCCCUUUGCUCUUGCCCUUGUCCCCUCCGGCCCCCUCGCUGGUGGACAGCACCCAGCCACACCCCCCGCCACCACCGCCGCCCACCACCCCUAAGAAGACCAGCUCCCCCGAAAUCAAGCUGAAGAUCAUCAAGACCUACCAGAACGGGCGGGAGCUGUUUGAGUCGUCCCUGUGCGGGGACCUGCUGCACGAGUUCCAGGCCAGCGAGGCGUCCCGCCGGCGGCACGAGCGCAAGAAGGAGAAGAGGAAAAAGAGCGGCAGCCGGCACGGACAGCAGAAGGAGCAGGAUGUGCAGCAGGAUUUGCCUCAGGUGGGCGCCGCGGAGCCGGCCAGCAUUGCGGGGCCCCAGGAGCAGCCAUGCGACCGCACAGAGGGGCCACAGAGGCCCCGGCAGGAGCAGACGCACAGGAGCCUCAAGAGCCCCAAAGCGGAGCCCAGGGAACACAAAAUUCAGAAGCACUUUCCUACAGUCAUCACAGGCACUGGCUCCUGCAAGGACCAUGAGGUUGGAGACCUGGUGUGGGCCAAGGUGGGGACGUACCCCUGGUGGCCCUGCAUGGUUUCCUACGAUCCACAGCUGGACGUUCACACUCGAAUUAACACUCGAGGUCACAGGGAGUACCAUGUUCAGUUCUUCGGAAGUGUCCCGGAGAGGGCGUGGAUCCACGAAAAGCGGGUGGUGGUGUACCAGGGCCAGCACCAGUUCGACGAGCUGCAAGCGGAGACGCUGCGCAAGACCUCCAACCCGGCGGAGAGGCACAAGCUCCUGAAGCCCAUCCCCCAGCGGGAGCGGGCGCAGUGGGAGGUGGGGGUCGGCCACGCGGAGGACGCCUUCCUGAUGACCAGGGAGGAGCGCAUCGAGAACUACACCUUCAUCUACGUGGACAAGGAGCCGCACGCCUCGCCGGGGCGGGCGGGGGCCAAGGCGGAGAGGAGGGCGCGGCGGUCCCGCGGCAGCAGCAGCGGGAGGGACCCAGCCUCUCCGGAGGCGGAGCAGCCCCCCCGCAGGCAGCAGCCCCGCCGGCAGUGCAGCGCGACCAGCACAGAAGAGCCCCCCGUCCCGUCCCACGAGGAGGCAGGACAGAGCCCCAAAGCCCAGCCCCAGGCCCCCGGGGAGCCCGUAGACACUCCCCCAGUCAAAACUGCAUGGAAGACGGCUGCUGCCCGCAAGCUGCUCCCUCUCUCCAUCACCAUGAAGAAGCUCAAUGUGGAGAUUACCAAGUGUGACUGGCCCCUGACUCGGGACAAGGCUCCCUCGCCCAGAAGGACAGAGGGGGAAGCUAAGCAGUCUGACCCAGCCUCCUGCUCACCUAGGGGCUGCAGUGGUAAACCUGAGAUGAGCUCCAAGGAGCAGGAAAAUCAGGUCUCCCCUGCGAGCCGAAGGGCUGAUCUGGGAUCAGUGCAGCACGGGUCGACAGAGGCCUCAUCAGGGUCGCUGGAGCGCAAGCAGCAGCGCAGGUCAGUGCGGAGCCGCUCCGAAUCGGACAAGAGCUCCGAGCCCGUCCCGAAGAAGAAGGUGAAGAAGGAACAGGCAGAAGCGGUACCACAGACAGAUCUGAAGACAGGAUCACAGAAAGGAGCCAGCGAGAUCUCGGACUCCUGCAAGCCUCUGAAGAAGCGGAGUCGAGCCUCCACGGACUUGGAGAUGGCCAGCUCCCAGUACCGCGACACGUCCGACUCUGAUUCCAGGGGUCUCAACGACCCGCAGGUAAUCUUCGGGAAGUGCUUGGACAGCCCUGCAGCUGCAGACGCAGAUGCCUCUGAUGCGCAGUCUGUUGACUCCAGCAUGUCAAGGCAGGGCAGCAGUACGUCGAAGAAGGACAAUGUUUGUCAGAUCUGCGAAUCCUUUGGCGAUUCCUUGGUAAGCUGCGAAGGAGACUGUUGCAGGCUGUUCCACCUGGAGUGUUUGGGGCUGACGUCUUUAACGGAGGGAAAGUUUACCUGCGUGGAAUGUAGAAACAGCUCUCACUGCUGCUUCUCCUGCAAGGCAACGGGCAGCGACGUGAAGCGCUGCGCGGUCAGCGGCUGCGGCCGCUACUACCACGAGCCCUGCGCCCGCAAGCACCCCGGCGCCUCCGUCGACUCCAAGGGCCUCCGCUGCCCCCAGCACAGCUGCGCCACCUGCUGUCUGGAGAGAGACCUGCACAAGGCCAGCAAAGGUCGUUUGAUGCGCUGUAUGCGUUGUCCCGUGGCCUAUCACACAGGAGACAGCUGUGUAGCUGCAGGCAGCUUGGUCAUCACACCCCACAUUAUUAUAUGUAGCAACCAUUCCAACUCCAAAAAGAAUGGCCACAUAACGUCACCUGUAAACGUAGGCUGGUGUUUCAUCUGUGCCCGAGGGCUGUUAGUGCAGGACCAUACUGACAACAUAUUAAGUUCAUAUGCCUUUAAGUCCCACUACCUUCUGACUGAGUCAAAUCGUGCUGAGUUGAUGAAAUUACCUAUGAUUCCUUCUUCUUCGUCAGCUACCAAAAAGAAUAUUGGGAAAGGGGGAAGACUGCUGUGCUGUGAGUCAUGCCCUGCCUCCUUCCACCCUGAGUGUUUGGAGAUGGAGAUGCCUGAGGGGACCUGGUCCUGCAGCGAAUGCAGGGUGGGCAGGAAGCCCCAUUACAAGCAGAUAGUCUGGGUUAAGCUGGGGAGCUACAGAUGGUGGCCCGCAGAAAUCUGUAACCCCCGCCUUGUCCCCUUCAACAUCCAGACGUUGAAGCAUGACAUCGGGGACUUCCCUGUCUUCUUCUUCGGUUCCCAUGACUACUACUGGAUCAACCAGGGGCGAGUCUUCCCUUAUGUGGAGAGUGACAAGAACUUUGCCGAAGGCCAGAUGAGUAUAAACAAGACUUUCAAGAAAGCUCUUGAAGAGGCUGCCAAGAGGUUCCAGGAGCUCAAGGCCCAGAGGGAGAGCAGGGAGGCCCUGGAGCAGGAGCGCAACUCUCGACGGCCCCCACCCUACAAGUUCAUCAAAUCCAACAAGCCUGUGGGGAAGGUGCAGGUACACGUGGCGGACCUGUCGGAGAUCCCGCGCUGCAACUGCAAGCCCACAGACGAGAACCCGUGCAGCGUGGACUCACAGUGCCUGAACCGCAUGCUGCAGUACGAGUGCCACCCGCAGGUGUGCCCGGCGGGCGACCGCUGCCACAACCAGUGCUUUUCCAAGCGCCUCUACGCAGAGACGGAGGUCAUCAAAACAGACGGCCGGGGCUGGGGCCUCAAGACCAAACAGGACCUGAAGAAGGGAGAUUUCGUGAUGGAGUAUGUCGGGGAGCUGAUUGACUCAGAAGAAUGCAGGCAGCGAAUCAAACAUGCUCAUGAAAACCGUGUGACCAACUUCUACAUGCUGACCCUCACCAAGGACCGUGUGAUUGAUGCCGGACCCAAAGGGAACUUCUCCCGCUUCAUGAACCACAGCUGCAGCCCCAACUGUGAGACGCAGAAGUGGACGGUGAACGGAGACGUCCGGAUAGGCCUCUUCGCCCUGUGUGACAUCGAAGCUGACGCAGAGCUGACUUUCAAUUACAAUCUGGACUGCCUGGGCAAUGGGAGGACGUCCUGUCACUGCGGGGCAGAGAACUGCAGCGGCUUCCUUGGGGUGCGGCCUAAGAGCACGGUUGUGAUAGAGAAAGAAGAGAAGGCGCGCAACACCAAGCUCAAGCCCAAGAAACGCAAGCUGAAGCCGGAGAACAAGCAGAACCACGAGUACUUCUGCUUCUGCUGCGGUGACGGCGGGGAGCUGGUCAUGUGUGACAAGAAGGACUGCCCCAAAGCCUACCACGUGUUGUGUCUCAACAUGACCAAGCCACCUUAUGGGCGAUGGGAGUGUCCAUGGCACCACUGCAGCGUAUGCCAGCGCGCCGCCUCCUCCUUCUGUGACUUCUGCCCCAGCUCCUUCUGCAGGGAGCACGAGGCGGGGUCGCUGGUGAGCUCCGCCCUGGAGGGCCGCCCCUGCUGCUCCAGACACAACCCGGAGAGCCCCCUGAACGCCGAGUCCGAUCUCGGCAGAGUCAAGGUCAAAGUGGAGCCACCGGAGCCUGUCGAGGAGGCAGGAGAGUGAGGAUGGCCCCCUGCUGGGAGCACUAGAUGCUGUGGAAGGGGGGAAGGCUCACAGAAAUAAGAUGCGACAUACACAAAGGAUGUAAACUUGCAGUGUAAGUAGUGAAAGUAGUGGCCUUCUCGUUGGCAAACCGCAGUGAGGAGAGAGAUGAGAUUGUCCAUAACUUUGGAGAUGUGUGUCUUGUAGACUCAGCCUUGCAGUCCACUUCAGUUUAACAACAGGCAUGGUUUUAAAAAGGCCUUCGGGGUUGGGUUUCCGGUACAGUAAAAAUGUUCUUAUUUCAUUUUAUUUUUUUAUGGAGGGAAGCCAGGUGUUACAGUAUUCAUUAGUGGCACUGUUAAGAACUCUUUACUUGGUUGACGGGAACAGGCCAUCCUCUCAGCCCGGUUGCUUUUACUAGUUCCAUUCACUGGCUGUGAACUGUGGUUGCCUGGAGCCUUUGUGUCUGAGCCAGUCAACACACAGUGCAGAGAACUCAGUGCCUUGCUGGCACACAGAAGCAAACACCAUCUCUGCUCCGCUCACUGAAGUACUCAUGCAUCACUCCAAAAUCGCUGUAGUUCAUGUACCUCCUGUAAAAAAAAAAAAAAACUGAUAGGGAAAAAGUUUGUGCAAUUCUAACAGGAUUACAGUACAUUUCAGUCAUGACACCAUUUCAUAUCUGAACAUAUUGUUCAAGGUCUUUUUAUAAGAGACAGUUAAGUUCAUCUAUUAAAGC